Messenger RNA from Aplosporella prunicola CBS 121167, 488 nucleotides. RefSeq lists its product as uncharacterized. Bases 22 to 402 code for a protein of 126 amino acids. NCBI's taxonomy places the organism in Eukaryota, Fungi, Ascomycota, Dothideomycetes, Botryosphaeriales, Aplosporellaceae. The transcript has 4 exons. The record is from RefSeq and is a predicted model, not a curated record.
CAUCUUCAACUCACCGUCAAGAUGAAGGAGGAGAAAAUGGACUCCGGCGGCGAUCGUCAGAAGCUCAUCGAAGAUGAGAUUGAUCGCGUCAAGGCAGCCAGGGAGUUGUUAGAGGAAGCCCAGAAGCUGUCGGCGGCCGGUGGUCGCCGGGAUCCUGACAUCGACGAAGUCAUCCGCAAAUGCCGGGAACUUGAGCGCUACCGAAAGGAGGAGAUUGCUAUUGAACGUUGCAAGUCAACCAAAGAACGUUUCAUAGGUCUCCGGACUGGAUACUUGGAAAACGGUCGCCAGCCGCCUCAUAUCGAUGAUUUGGUCCGCGACUUUGGUGAUCGUGAGCAGGAGCUGCGUGCGGAGUUACAGCGGUCUAAGUUCAAGGCCGGCUCUGCCUCUCGCAAUGGCUGAUCAGAUUCUGUUCUUACAAGCCCGACAGGAUGGCAUACCAAGGCUGAUAGGGCAGCACAUUCUCACAGAGGUUUCUAGAGCAUCAC